AGCUGAGUCGAGCCAACGAGCUGCAGCCCAGCAGAACGCGGAAACCUGGCGGCCUGUUCUUCCCCUUGCCCUCUCGAAUCUCGAGUUCUGUCCCUGCCCCUGGCAUCCUCGCUACCGCGGCCUUCCUCCCCCUCCCUCCCCCUCCCCUGAUCGCAUCCACCCUGAAACCCUAGCGGCCUAGCCCCCGGUCAUGGCGCGGCGGUCGACCCCUCUCCUACGCCGCCUCCUCGCCCCAUCGCCUUCCCCCUCCGCCUCCACUCCCCUCGCCGGCGCCGUGUCCCGCCGCACCGUCACCUACAUGCCUCGCCCGGGGGACGGCGCCCCGCGCGGCGUCACUCUCAUCCCGGGCGACGGCAUCGGGCCCCUCGUCACGGGCGCCGUGCGGCAGGUGAUGGAGGCGAUGCACGCGCCGGUCUACUUCGAGACAUACGAGGUCCGCGGCGACAUGCCCACGGUCCCCGCCGAGGUCAUCGAGUCCAUCCGCCGCAACAAGGUCUGCCUCAAGGGCGGCCUCGCCACCCCCGUCGGCGGCGGUGUCUCCUCCCUCAACAUGCAGCUCCGGAAGGAGCUCGACCUCUACGCCGCGCUCGUCAACUGCUUCAACCUCCCUGGUCUGCCUACCAGGCACGACAACGUGGACAUCGUCGUCAUUCGGGAGAACACUGAGGGCGAGUACUCAGGGCUCGAGCAUGAGGUAGUUCCUGGCGUAGUCGAGAGUCUCAAGGUGAUAACAAAGUUCUGCUCUGAAAGAAUUGCCAAGUAUGCUUUUGAGUAUGCAUUCCUUAACAAUCGAAAGAAAGUGACAGCAGUGCAUAAAGCCAACAUCAUGAAGCUUGCUGAUGGUUUGUUCUUGGAGUCUUGCCGUGAGGUUGCAAAGAAGUACCCUGGAAUUCAAUAUAAUGAAAUCAUUGUGGACAACUGUUGCAUGCAGCUUGUUGCAAAGCCUGAACAAUUUGAUGUUAUGGUCACCCCAAAUCUUUAUGGCAAUCUGGUGGCUAAUGUAGCUGCAGGUAAUGUGGGGCAGGACCAUGCUAUCUUCGAGCAAGGUGCUUCUGCAGGAAAUGUUGGAAAUGAGAAAAUUGUGGAGAAGAAGAGAGCUAACCCUGUUGCACUGCUGCUAUCUUCUGCCAUGAUGUUGAGGCACUUGCAAUUCCCAUCUUUUGCUGACCGGCUGGAGACGGCAGUUAAGCGUGUCAUUGCAGAAGGCAAGUACAGAACCAAAGAUUUGGGCGGCACCAGCACCACCCAGGAAGUCACAGAUGCGGUCAUUGCCAAAUUGGGUUAGAAACCAACCGUGUCUUUAAUACAACUUUUUUUUUAUCUCUUGGACUAGGUAACUAGUCCUGUCAAAACAUUUGCUCCUCUCGUAGGUUUAGUUCACCAUUUUGUUCGGCAAAUCCUUGUACAAUCUUCAGGUAUCUCGUUUCUGACCAGGUUUGGGUUUGGGGUAACUGAGCAAACUCAGUAUUAAUUUUUACGCAAAUUUUUGCGACCUUAAUUCUUAACUGGAAAUAAGAGAAAUAUGGAACAGUUCUCUUUUGGGCU
Molecule: messenger RNA, 1545 nt
Organism: Zea mays
Lineage: Eukaryota; Viridiplantae; Streptophyta; Magnoliopsida; Poales; Poaceae
Exons: 4
Coding region: 191-1285 (364 amino acids)
Biological process (GO): tricarboxylic acid cycle; isocitrate metabolic process
Cellular component (GO): mitochondrion
Molecular function (GO): isocitrate dehydrogenase (NAD+) activity
Source: RefSeq, a predicted model, not a curated record